UUGAGUCUCAAGUCACAGGCAAAUAGCGAAGCUUUUCUGUAGCUCUAACUCUUUUUCUAUUUUCUUGUUUAUUUUGUUUUUCCAUUAACACUCUUGUGUGCCCAUAAAAGGAAAACCAAAACCAAACAGGUCUCUUGUCUAUUUUUUGGCUGUUUCAAAGAGCUUACUUUAGCUAUCAACCACAUUCCAGUUUGAGAAACAUGCACCACUUCAAAAUUUGCUCUGGCUCUGCUAUUGCUACUGCUACUGCUACUGUCACACAAGGGUUUGGUUCAGGGUUUGACUGAUAGCGAGUGAUUGUGGAAAAUGUUGGUUCUAAGCAUGAAUUCAAAAAGACAAAGACGCCCAAAUGUUAGGUUAGGGGAAAUUGGAGAUGUUUCUGCAGCUUUUGCAUGUGGGUUUUCGCAAAGAUCGCAUGCGAAUUUGGGGCAGAAGAGAUGGAAACAUGAUUUUGUGAACCCAAGUGAGACUGAACCUAAUUCCAUUUUUCAGUUUUCAAGUAAAAAAUCUCCUGAGUUCACAGUUAUGGACCCUGGUGUAUCUCCAAGGAUUUCAGCUGAUUUCCAACAGAACAGGGAGAAUAAGAACCCAAAUUCUUCAAAAUUAGCUUUUGAACAUGUAAUUUUGGAUAAAACUGAUAUAACAAAGUCUGCAGUAAAUUUUGGUACUGUCACCCGGAAGAGCAGGGUCAUGAAGCGGAGAAGCCGGAACACGAGAGGCAAAAAUAAUGCUUUUGGUGGUGCUUGGAAUUCUAAACUUAGCCCCGAGUUUAGUAGUGAAGAUGGAAAAGAGGAUGGAGAGAAGGAGUAUGUUGGAUUCACGUCAAAUAUAUGUGAUGAUUAUUACCCCGAGAAUGGUAUUAAAGACUUUUCAGAUCAUGGAACACCAGCUACUAGCAAAGAGGCUUGUGAAUUUGAUGUGGAUGAAACCACUUAUGAUGCAUGGCAACCAGGUAAUUCCAGUGACUUUUGGAAGGAGGAUACUUUUUAUGUAGGGAAUGAUGCAUUUAUUAAUAAUGGUGUUGAAUGGAAUGAGAUGAGAUAUGGAGGUAGUGAUGUAAGUACUGUUCGGGGAUGGUUAGACGAGCUAGGAUUUGGUAAGUACGCAGGUGUAUUUGAAAUGCAUGAGGUGGACGAGGAAACCUUGCCGUUGCUUACCCUUGAAGAUCUCAAAGAGAUGGGUGUUUUUGCUGUUGGGCCUAGAAGGAAGUUGUAUAAUGCAAUACAGCAACUUAGAGGAGAAGUCGUUUCUGCUUAAUAACUUCCUCAACCUAGAUUGUAGGUAACUUAAUGUUUUUUGUUCUCACUGGCUCUUUUGUGCAGGAAAAAGUCACCAUGUAUGUACCUUUUUGAACCCCUAACAUGUUUUCAUUUUUUCGCUCGUUCUGCUGAUGAGAUAAGAUUAAUGCUUCAUACUCUUUUGUUUCUGUUAGAUAUUUCUUUCAGCACUUUUCGUCACUCACUUUCAAGAACCUUAUGUAAUUUGGGAUAUAUCACUGCCAACUGAGCAGACAAUUUUUGUUGGAA
This is a messenger RNA of Pistacia vera, 1526 nucleotides long. RefSeq lists its product as uncharacterized. Gene Ontology annotation, molecular function: protein binding. The transcript is spliced from 2 exons. NCBI's taxonomy places the organism in Eukaryota, Viridiplantae, Streptophyta, Magnoliopsida, Sapindales, Anacardiaceae. The record is from RefSeq and is a predicted model, not a curated record. Bases 307 to 1257 code for a protein of 316 amino acids.